This is a messenger RNA of Chlamydomonas reinhardtii, 6843 nucleotides long. RefSeq lists its product as uncharacterized. The transcript has 26 exons. The record is from RefSeq and is a predicted model, not a curated record. Gene Ontology annotation, cellular component: plasma membrane. The coding region runs from base 202 to 5862 and encodes 1886 amino acids. Gene Ontology annotation, molecular function: calcium-activated cation channel activity. Lineage: Eukaryota; Viridiplantae; Chlorophyta; Chlorophyceae; Chlamydomonadales; Chlamydomonadaceae.
GAUAAGCCGUAUUGUACUUGCGGCUUCGACCAGAGGUCACACGCCCCAAAACCCUUGUCUGGAUACUUGUUGUAACAAGUGACACCGGACACACACCUCAUAGUAGCGGGUGCGGCGCCUCGGCCUUUUGCCCACACGCAUCCGAGCCGAUAUAAUGUCUUCCACUCUGUGGGCAUCUUAGUUGCUGCAAACGAAAAAGGAAUGUCCAAAACAAGCAAUUUAUGGCCGAACUGGCCAGCAUGGCCUCCUUUUCCCUCGAGCGCCAGCCUCUCGGCUCCACCCCCUGCGACGUACCCGCCUCCGCCAGAGGUCCUAUCAAUUGGAGAUGCUCAAUAUCAAGUCAGCGACAACCAGGUCCUUGACUCGCUCUACAUCAACAUGGUGUGGGGUGGACUAUGCAUGAUGGGGUUCAUGAUCCUGCGUGGCUGGCUCAAGGGCCCCGGCGCCGUGUUCCAACGCCGCCAGGAGCUGCAAGACCUGUUCAUGCGGCCGCCGCUCAUGUUCGUGGGCACCAUCAAGCAGAUCUGGAACUGGUUCAGCCCGCUGCUGUCCGUGUCGGACGCCGACAUUAUCCGCUCCGCCGGCUAUGACGCACUGGUGCUGACGCGUGUGCUGCAGAUCGGGCUACAGAUGUUCACGUUCAUGGCCAUCUUCGGGGUGGGCGUCAUGAUCCCCAUCUACUACACCGGCGCCGGCCUGGCCACCAGCACCGCCGCCCUUGGCGACCUGUCCCGCAUCUCUCUGGCCAACCUCAUCCCCGGCUCCCUGGUGUACCUGGUGCCCUUCUUCUUCUGCUACCUAUUCUCCGCGUACGGCUGCUUCGUGCUGUGGAUCAACUGCAAGGGCUACGUGCAGCUGCGCAUGUCGUACUUUUUGUGCCUGGACGCGCUGCCGCAUGAGGACGUGCUGGCGGCGGGGCAGUACCAGCUGGCGGAGCAGCAGGAGUGGGACGAGGCCAAGGAGGAGGCGGGCGCGGAGCAGGUGGCGGAGGAGGACGCGGAGCAGGCAGCGGCUGCGGGUCAGCCGCCGCUGCCUGCACCACUGCAGACGCAGCAGCAGAGGGUGCCGAAGGCGGCGAGCACUGGCACCAACGGCCCCGGGGGCGCAAAGGUGGCGCCAGGGCCGGGGUCGGCAUCCGCAACCAGGCAGGGGCCGGGCCCGGUGGCGGAGGCGACUGAGCAGGCGCCGCCGCUGGCACCUGACACUGGGGGCAGCCCCACCGAGGGCGAGGCAGUGGGAUUGUCCAUCAAUGAGGUGGAGCUGCAGCCGCGCAGCGGCAGCAGCGGCAGCAGCGGCGCAGCCGCCGCCGCCGGUGGCGGCGCAGCCGCGGCCCGGGCUGCCCUGUGCGACCCAGACACGGUCAUGUCGCGUGCGUCAUCGGCCACCACCUCCGUCGACCGCGGCAGCAACGACGCGGCGGCGGUGGCGGCGGCGGCGGCCGCGCCGGUGGACAUGACCGCCGCCGGCGACACGCCGUACAUGACCCUGCACGGCAGCUCCUGGCUGAACCUGUUCAACUUCUUCAACCCCUCGCUGCGCCUCAUGCUGGACCACCUGGACUGGAUGAACCCGCUGCAGCUGACCUCGGCGCUGUUCGGCGUGCGCAACAUGCGGCUGCCCUCGCUGUACCGAGACGAGCCGCCCUACACCACCCGCAUGUACGGCCGCAGCCAGAAGCUGAGGCAGUGGGACGAUCAGGUGGCGGACUCGCUUUGGGGCGGCGUCCCGCUGCGUGGCGUGCCGGGGCCGCAGCAGUCCCUGGAUUUGGAGGACCUUGACGUGGAGGGCGGCCAGCAGCACAAGGAGGAGAAGAAUCCGGAUCCAGGCCACGCCGGAUCCAAGCCGGAUCUUGACAACCUGGUGAACAGCAGCGAGGGGGAGGAGGAGCGGGAUGAGGGCGCGGACGGCGGCAGCGUGUGGGCCAGCCGCGACCUGCCGGCUGUGUUGCCCUACUGGCGGCCGCUCAAGGUGCAGCUGAAGCUGGGCGCCCGCGCGGGCAAGGUGCCAGCCUCAGAGACGGGCCACGUCCAUCCGCUGCCGCCCGCGCCCGAAGGCCGGCAGCCACUGCCCGUGUCUUUGGCGCCGCCGCCGGAGCACCUGCGCCGACGCAUCGCCGCCGCGCACCGCGCCACCGCCAACGCAGCCGUCGCCGCCGGCAUCCAGCCCUACGCGUCGGGGCCGGCAGGCGGCCCCUGUGGAAACCCAGCGAGUCCUUUUGCCGUCCCCGGUGCGGGCGCGGGCACUGCCGGGCCGGGCCCGGCGGGAACCAAGUCGAGGCUGCGGGUCGGCAGCGAGGCGGGCGCCAGCCGCUGGGCGGGACUGAUGCCGUACUUCAUGCUGCGGCACACAAUGCCCGGCCGCCGCGGCGGCGGCGGCGGCGUCGCCUCGCACCACCACCUCAGCGGCCAAGACUCCAACGCGGGGACGCCCAAGUCCGCAAAGGCGGCGGCGGCCAGCAACCCGUCAGGCAGCCUCACUAUGAUUGAGAGCGCGUGGGACCUGAUCAGCCGCCCGCUGCAACCGCUGCUCGCGGGCAAGCGCAACACGCGGCUGAGGCAGAUUGUGCAGGUCCCUGUACCCACAGCCCUGCCAGAAGCACUACUGCAGCCAGGUCAGCAGGGGCAGCAGCAGCAGCAACCGCACAGCAGCAACCGUAUUCAACAGGUUCGCGCCGGGCUCGCCGGUGCGGGUGGGUCGGGCGGCCUCUCGCCCGUUGUCUCCACUGCCAACUUGCCUGGACUUCUGUUCCGCGGUGGCGGCAGCGGCGGCGGACGCGCUGCCGCAGUGGUGGCGGCCGUGGCGGAGGCGGCCGCCGUCGCGGCGGCGGCGGCGGAGGCGGCGGACGCGCCCUACCUCCGGAGCAGGGCCGCGGCCGCGGCUGAAGAUGGCAUUGAAGGGUCCGGUGGCUUGAUGGCGGGUGCUGGCCCGGGUGUAGAGGGGUUUGGUCCGGAGCCGGAGGCCGUCCGGCUGGUGAAUGCGCGGCACUACGUUGUGCUGAUCACGUCCGUCAACAUGCAGCAUGGUCCCUCCUGGAUUGAGCGCAUGGGCGCGGUGACCUACAUUAUGGUUGCCACCACGCGCGCCCGCAUACACAAGCUGUUCGGCGUCGCCACCCACCAGAUUGGCAUUGGCGUGGCCGCGCGGGCGGACGUGUCGGGCGCCGGCGGGCCGGACGGCCCGACCGACGACCAGCUGGUCCACAGGCGCUGGGACCGCUGGGUGGGCGCCGACAUCCUGCGCAACGUGCGGCGCUACUACGCGCUCUUCUACAACACCGUGAAGCCGUACGAGCAGGUGGAUCUGGACGAUGAGGAUCUGGUGGAUCCAGAUGGCGUGUACGGCGCGGCGGCGGCGGCGGCCCAGGCAGACGCCGACGCCGAAGCUGACGCAGCGGAGGCGGCCCUGGUAUUGGGCGGGCCCGACGCCGCGGAGGAGGGCUCCUUAAAGGACAAGAAGAGCAUCUUCAGAUUCGCGCAUAAGUCCGCCAGCCUCAGGGCGAGUGCCGUUGCGGCCGCAGUGCCACCAUCGCCGCCAGCAGCGCCCCCAGCAGCCACGGCGGCGCCGGGGCCGGUGGCGGAGGCUACGCUCCCGCCCACUGCCGCAGACGACGGCGCCGUCAUCAGCAGCAGCGAGCUCGCUGCGACUGCGGCGACUGCGGCGGACAGCGCCGGCGCCGCAGUGGCGCCGCCGCCCGCAGCAGGCCCCGCGCCGCCGGUCAUCACGGAGGCCAUCGGUGGCUCCGCACCGCAGGUGCUGCAGACCAGCGCCGCGUCGCCCAUGUACGACGGCCGGCACCACCCCUUGGCGGCCACCGCCUCCGUCCCGGCGCCCAGCUCAGCCGGCCCCUCCCGCGCCGCGGUCGGCGCCGCCGCCAGUGUGCGCUUCACCCGCGGCCCCAGCGCCACCCUGGGCCGUCCCGGCUCCGUUCGCUUUAGCAAGCUGCCGCACCUGCCCCGCGGCGAUGCCGCCCUGGCGGAGAAGGCCGUGCGCGAGGCGGCGGCGGCGGAGGCGGCGCGCGGCGAGGCGGAGGAGGACCCCGCGGGCGCGGCGGUGGCUGGCGUUCUGCGGGAGCUGUACCCCGCGUCCUUCCUGGGCCUGGUGCCCGUCAUCGACCACGACUCGGUGGAGAAGCUCAUUGCGGCCUGGGACCGGGCCAUGUGGGCGCUGACCGCCGCGCUGCGGGAGCUGCGACUGGCUGAAGCCGCCAACGCGCACCUGGACGAGGAGGCGGCGGGCGCAGCCGCGGACAAGAUGGAGGGCGGCGGGGGCGAUGGGGGCGGCUCCGCCGCCGCCGGAAGCAAUGGCCAGAAGCACGGGCUGAACGGCGGCGCGGGCAAGGGCGGGCAGCACGGGAAGCACAAGGUCAAGGGGGGUUGCGGCGGCUGCCGCAAGGUGAAGCGCGUGCCGGAGGACGAGAUGAAUCUGCUGCGGGAGAGCGUGAUGAAGGCCAAGGUUACCGUGAAGGCGCUGGAGGGGCAGAUUGAGGAGGAGCGCGCGCGUGUGCUGCGUGUGCCGCUUGGCACGGCGUACUUCGCCUUCUUCAACUGCUCGCAGGACGCCCAGAUGUUGGCGCAGUGCCAGCGUGUGGUGCCGCCGCAGGGCCCCGCCAUGUUGCUGUCCUUCACCGCCGAGCCCGCGCCCGCGCCCGACGACGUGGCGUGGCCCAACCUGUGGAGCACCCGGCCCUGGCAGCAGAUCCCCCGCCAGCUGGGUGCGCUGCUGCUGCUCUCCAUCAUCUUCCUCAUCCCCAUCGGAGCUGUGCAGGGUAUCAUCUCAAACCUGGACGUGGCACUGUGCGCGGGCAACCCCAGCGGCACCACCGAGGGCGGUGCAACACCCACGAGCAGCACCAACCAGCUCUAUCUCGACUGGUUCUGCAACCCCGGCACGUUUGCGGGCCGCAUCGCGAAGAGCCUGGUCACGGGUGUUCUGCCCUCCGUGCUGGGCAUGGUGUGGACGUCCGUGGUCAUGCCGCACCUGCUUUUCAUGUGCAGCAGCCUGUCGCGCAGGCGCAAGUCGCUCAGCGCCCAAGACCGUGAGAUGCAGGCCUGGUUCUUCUGGUACUCGCUGUUCAACACCUUCCUGGGAGCGGUGCUGGGAGGUGGAGUGUUCAGCCAGAUCGGCGUGUACCUCAAGGACCCUUCCUCCCUGCUGGAGCACAUCGGAAAAGCGCUGCCCAGCACCGCCAACUUCUUCAUCCAGUACGUCAUCGCGCGCGCCGUGUUCAACAACACCCUGCGCUUCAUCUGGCCACACGCGGGCCAGAUGCUCGCCGCCAUCAUCCGCACACUGCUGCGAGCCGACAUCCCCAAGAACAUGGUGCGCGCGGCCUUUGCGCACAUGGUGCCCUCCGCGCGCGCUGCCACCUUCUACAACGUCAUCCUGCAGAUCUUCAUGUUCAGCAGCGCCUUCGCCGUGGCCGCGCCCAUCAUCCUGCCCUGCGCCUGGUUCUUCUUCCUCACCGGCUUCUUCGCCUACCGCUACAGCCUGCUCUACAUAUACGAGCGCAGCUAUGAGUCAGGCGGGCGCAUGUGGCCGGUGUUGUUCGGCGAGAUCGUGGGCUGUCUCAUUAUCAUGGAGUUCUUCACCACCGCCGUACUCAUCAGCAACGAGGCGUGGACGCCCGGCAUCGUGCUUGUCUGCACCCUCACGCCCGCGCUGGUGGUGUUCUGGCGCUUCUGCGACCGCGCCUACCUCAAGCCGCUGCACCACCCGCCGCUCACGCUGGUGGCGCGCGAGCCGCUGGGCGUGCGGGUGGAUCCCCUGGUCUACAUGCCGCCCGCGCUCAGGCCCGGUGCGCUGGGCUGGUACCCCGAGCAGGGCAAGGUGUGGGAGAAGUACGGCAUCCCCAAGCACUGGUAAAACGCCUGUGUAUUGGAAAAGCAUCAAGAAAAGGGAACACACAAGGGCUGUGUGUGAAUGAGCACAAGGGAGGAACGCAGAGUGUGUGCACGGCUGCGGCGGCUGUUGCAACAGGUGUGGGACAGUCGUGGCCUCGCAUGCGGGCUGGUGGGCCUAGCGUUUUGUGUGGGGGGAGGGCGGGGGGCUGCGGCACGAGCCCAGUGCGGUUUGAGCUUUGCACGGAAGCCAGUGCAUUGGGGCAUUAAAUUAGCAUAUUGAGAGACAUAUCGUGCGCUACGUGAGUCACAAUAUCUUCGUGUGUAUUAUCCGGGUGCAAUCAGCGCGGAUUUGCUCGGCUUAGUGAUCGGAUCUGCAUGACACGUUCGAACAGUGAGAGCUUAUUUACAUGGCUGAACACACGGUAGUUUGAUGUGUAUAUUAGUGUGUGGAUUUCAGGGCAACUCAUUUUCGCAAACUGAGCACUACCAGAUCAGGACCAAACACGCGCGUGCUCCGUGGUCAAUGUGUUCCUGGAUUGCCACAUCACGCACCUAAUACAUCGUGUGAUUGCAUAUUUAAAAUCUGUGACAAUGGGCGAGCUGCGCGCGCUGCAACCCUCGGCUCUGUUUCUUGAAGCGUGUGCGUGCGUCCCGAGCGGCCGCGCGUCGGCCCGCGCACAACAUAGCAAAGCGCCCUUGGCCCACGCGCGCCUGUGAUGCUUUGGGUCGGGUCAACACGAGCUUGGGUCCGGGGCUCCGGGCCUUGAUGUGGCCGCGCGUCAGGCGCUGCCGGACUGCCGGUGGACUGGAAAGGUGCAAAGGCGAUGGGGGUACAGGAACGCCGUCACCGCGCAGCGUCGAGCGUUGCAAAAGGCGUUUUGGCGCGGAUUUGGCGGUAUCUGAGACGGGCGUGCCCCCUAGGGCGCAGAUGCUGGGGGAGGGAACAUCUACGCUGUGUAGACGCCGGGGGCCUGAGGGCACUUGCAAGACACGGGCACUGCCC